This is a messenger RNA of Passer domesticus (house sparrow), 1304 nucleotides long. It is a transcript of the gene GUCA2A, whose product is annotated as guanylate cyclase activator 2A. Gene Ontology annotation, cellular component: extracellular region. The transcript has 3 exons. NCBI's taxonomy places the organism in Eukaryota, Metazoa, Chordata, Aves, Passeriformes, Passeridae. Gene Ontology annotation, molecular function: guanylate cyclase activator activity. The record is from RefSeq and is a predicted model, not a curated record. Bases 128 to 457 code for a protein of 109 amino acids.
ACUGCUGGGCAGUCUGAGAGCUCAGGAGAAGAGGGAAAGUCUGAGAGAUAAAAAAUAGGCAGAGAGAGCCAAAGGCAGAGGAAAUAAAAUCUGUCCAGUUCAGGAGAGGCUUGGCUGUGCAGGCACUAUGAAAAGCUUUCUUUCCUGGGCAGUCCUGGCAGUCCUUGUCCUGGUGCACAUCUCCCAGGCAGUCUAUGUUCAGGAUGGAGACUUGAAAUUCCCCCUGGAGUCUGUGAAGAAGCUGAAGGAGCUCAUGGAUGCCAACAGGCGCACCAACCCUCGCAUGGUGGUUCCCAUGGCCAGCUAUUCCCCAUGCCAAGAAAAACACCUCCCUGAGGAAUUCCGGCCUGUGUGCAAGAGGGAAGAUGCACCCAUGAUUUUUAAGAGGCUGAGCCUGGCUGCUGAGGACGACCUCUGUGAGAUCUGUGCCAAUGCUGCCUGUGCUGGCUGCUUCUGAGAAGGUGCAAAAACCCACAAAAGACAUGUCCAGCUGAAGUUUGUGCAUUCCUGUGGAAAGAUCAUGUACUUUCACCAAUCAAUAUUCCUGGGCUUCAUCUCCCACUGCAGCCAAACUGCAGCUGCCAUCUCAGGGGACAUCCCUGCGGUCCUGCAGCCCCUGGAUCAGGUGCCACCAGCAGAGCAGAGCUGCCAGCAGGGAGGCUGUGACUGCUCUGAGAGGCUCCAGUGCUGCAGGAGUUGGGUGGCACUGGAAUGGAAAUGCCCUGGGUUUCAUUUCCCACUAUUUUGCCUGGAUUUGAACAAGCUCUGUGAAACUCAGCAUCCCCUGCAGCCUUUUGAUUGCUAAUAUUUAGUAUCUAAUAUUUAAUGUCCAAUAAGUAGUAUUCAAUGAUUUUUAUCUGCCUGUGAUUUAGCCUCCCCUACACACAACAUCACUGGGUUAUUCCCUUUCCCAGUCCCUCAUUCCCAGUGUGUUGGAUCCCUUUUCCUUCCACCUGUCUGCAGGUGACACCUCUGAGUUUGUAGCAGAACUGCAAAGAGUAACUCGAGCUGAAUUCCUGGUGUUCAGGAACACUGACAGCCAGAAAUCAGCCUGUUCCUUGUACUGAUUGCUGUUGAUUUGGGGAAUGGGUGUAGAGGAGCACAGGAACACUUCUCACUGGCUGGAUAUCAAGGUUCUUUAAACUUUCUUUGAGAGAAAGGAAUUCUAAAGUGCAGUGCUAGAAUCACACUGAAAUGAAAGCAUUGCCUGUUGUUUUAUUUAUUGGUGGCAAGAUUGUGAAGAAAUUCUCUGUCCAUGUUUAUAUGCUGUAUAGUCAAUAAAAAAAACUAGUAAUAAUUUGGAA